AUGGACGGGACGCUCACUAAGGCGCACAUCGGCAUCCCUGUGGGCGACUUGUUUGUGGCAAUGGAGUCGUGGGAGGAGCCCGAGGAGGUUGCACGCGCCAUGGGUGUCAUUCUGGAGAUUGAGGCAGAGGCGUCCAAGACAGUCAGUGCCAUGCCCGGCCUGCAGGACCUCAUGGCAACACUCAGGGACCACGACGUCAAGGUGGCGCUCGUCACCCGCAACACGACGGCCAGCGUGGACGCGUUCUUCCGCCUGGUGGGCGAGGAGUGGCGCGGCACCUUUGACGCGAUCCGCACGCGCGAGUUCCGCUACGUCAAGCCGGACAAGAGGCUGCUGCUGUCUCUGGCGGAGGACUUGGGGGCGCGCCCAGGUCACGUGCUCAUGGUAGGAGACUCUCACGAAGACGUGGAGUGCGGCAACGCGGCGGGCACUGCAACCUGCCUCAUUGCGGGCGGCGGCAACGAGGUCGGCGCCGCCAACGCCGGCCCGCCACCGGGCGCUGUCCCCACGAUCACGGUCCACAGCCUGUCGGAGCUCAACGACAUCCUGCUGCGCACCCGCCAGGACGGGGACGAGACGGAUGAGGAGGACGCGCCCCUGCUGGGCUGGCGGGCGCGAGUGGCGGGCGCGGAGGACCGCGCGGUGCUCGCGGUGGCGCUGGCGGACCCGCUGCAGCCGGGGUCGCCGGCGCCGGGGCUGGACUUUGCGGACUACCUGAUCGGGGUGCGCGGUCUGGUGGAUGGUGGCUGGUGA
This is a messenger RNA of Monoraphidium neglectum, 753 nucleotides long. RefSeq lists its product as hypothetical. The record is from RefSeq and is a predicted model, not a curated record. Bases 1 to 753 code for a protein of 250 amino acids. The transcript has 6 exons. Lineage: Eukaryota; Viridiplantae; Chlorophyta; Chlorophyceae; Sphaeropleales; Selenastraceae.